This is a messenger RNA of Protobothrops mucrosquamatus (brown spotted pit viper), 4124 nucleotides long. RefSeq names its product glycerol kinase (gene GK). Bases 13 to 1686 code for a protein of 557 amino acids. The record is from RefSeq and is a predicted model, not a curated record. Gene Ontology annotation, biological process: glycerol metabolic process; glycerol-3-phosphate biosynthetic process; triglyceride metabolic process. Lineage: Eukaryota; Metazoa; Chordata; Lepidosauria; Squamata; Viperidae. Gene Ontology annotation, molecular function: glycerol kinase activity. Gene Ontology annotation, cellular component: mitochondrion. The transcript has 20 exons.
CCGAGCCUCCUUAUGGCCGCGGUUGUGGCCCAGGGGCGAGUGUUGGGUCCCCUAGUGGGAGCCAUCGACCAAGGGACCAGCUCCACAAGGUUCUUGGUUUUCAAUGCAAACACAGCUGAAUUAUUGAGUCAUCACCAAGUGGAAAUCCAGCAGAAAUUCCCCAAAGAAGGGUGGGUAGAACAAGACCCAAAGGAAAUAUUGCAGUCUGUCUAUGAAUGUGUUGAAAGAACAUGCGAGAAAUUGAACCAGCUGAAUAUAGACAUUUCCAACAUAAAAGCUGUUGGAGUUAGCAAUCAGAGAGAGACAACUGUAGUUUGGGACAAAAAAACUGGAGAACCUCUGUAUAAUGCUAUUGUGUGGCUUGACCUAAGGACUCAAUCUACUGUUGAAAGACUUCUUAAAAGGAUUCCAGGAAAGAAUAAAUCCUUUUUUAAGAGUAGAACUGGUCUCCCUCUUAGCACAUAUUUCAGUGCUGUGAAGCUACGUUGGCUUUUGGACAAUGUGAAAGAGAUCAGGCAAGCAGUUCUUGAUGGGAGUGCUCUUUUUGGUACUAUUGAUUCAUGGUUAAUAUGGAGUUUGACUGGUGGAAAAAAUGGAGGUAUUCAUUGCACUGAUGUAACCAAUGCCAGUAGGACAAUGUUGUUCAACAUUCAUUCAUUAGAAUGGGAUGAUGAGCUCUGCAAUUUUUUUGAAAUUCCCAUGGAAAUGCUUCCCAAAGUGCGAAGUUCCUCAGAAAUCUAUGGAUUACUGAGUUCUGGAGCUUUGACUGGUGUGCCAAUUUCUGGGUGUUUAGGUGAUCAGUCUGCUGCAUUAGUAGGACAAAUGUGCUUCAAGGAUGGCCAAGCAAAGAAUACGUAUGGAACAGGCUGCUUCUUACUCUGCAAUACAGGCCAUAAGCCUGCACUUUCUGAGCAUGGCCUCCUAACCACUGUGGCUUACAAAUUGGGCAGAGACAAGGCUGUAUGUUAUGCAUUAGAAGGCUCUGUUGCUAUUGCAGGAGCUGUUGUUCGUUGGUUGAGAGACAAUCUUGGUAUUGCAAAAUCUUCAGAAGAAGUAGAGAAACUUGCUGCUGAAGUGGGCACGUCUUACGGCUGCUACUUUGUUCCUGCAUUUUCAGGAUUAUAUGCACCAUACUGGGAACCCAGUGCAAGAGGAAUUAUCUGUGGCCUUACUCAGUUUACAAAUAAAAACCAUAUUGCCUUUGCUGCACUAGAAGCUGUCUGCUUUCAAACACGGGAGAUAUUGGAUGCAAUGAAUAAAGACUGUGGGAUACCACUUAGUCAGUUACAAGUUGAUGGAGGAAUGACCAACAACAAGAUACUUAUGCAACUCCAGGCUGAUAUUCUUUGUAUUCCAGUAGUAAAGCCAUCUAUGCCUGAAACCACAGCACUUGGAGCAGCAAUGGCAGCUGGAGCUGCAGAAGGGGUGGGAGUCUGGAGCUUACAUCCUGAUGACUUCACAGCAGUAACAUGUGAACGUUUUGAGCCACAGAUCAAUCCAGAGGAAAGUGAAUAUCGUUAUACCAGAUGGAAGAAAGCUGUUAAGAAAUCAAUGGGGUGGGAGACAUCAGAACCUCAAGGAAACAGUGAAACUAGUAUCUUCUGUAGUCUGCCUUUGGGCUUUUUUAUAAUGAGUAGCCUGUUAAUGUUAAUCGGAGCAAAGUAUAUCUCAGGUAAAUUCAAAUGAGGCAUUUUAAUGGAUUUCAGGAGACUGUAACAUCUCAAAAGAAUGUGGUGCUUUCUUAACAAUUUUAAUGGCAUUAUUUUGACACAGUUCACUGUCAAAGUAACUAUUUAGGAAAGGGAUUUAAUCAGGAACAAGCAAAAUAUAGCUGCAACUACCUAUCUGCUUAAAAAGUAAAGUGGAAAGAACUCUUGGUUAACUUCUGUAACUGCUAUCACUUGUUUUGUCCACUUUGAAAUGAAACAUGAAAUAAAAAAAGUUAACGGUUUUUUUUUAAAAAAAACACCACCAAAUGGUACACUUCAGGAACUUCAUUGUAUACAUUUAUGUAAAGUUGUGAUUUCUUUUUAGAAAUUGCUUAUAGCAAUACUUUCAAAAAUCAUCUUUCUUAUCGACUGAUUAGAACCUCACUGAGAAUUGAAGAAUCAGUAAUAUAUUUUGUAACAAGGAAAGAACAGUUAUUUAUUCCUCCUUUUCAUAUGCAUUGGUUAUCAUAUUAAGGAUUCUAAGCUACUAAAUAAAACUGGUAGACUUCAGAAAGCUUAUUUAAAAUUAAACCUAGUAUUUAAAAUAUACUGUGUAUGUAUAGCAAGAAAGCUAUAUAUUUGAAAUACUGUAAUAUAAAUCAAAUUGCCAAGUGUAUGGAUAUGAAGAUUAAAUAUGAGCUUUAAAAGUUCAGAUAACUACACUUACUUUAGUAAAUAAUCAUAAUAUUUAUGGGCUUUGGUUGAAAAUCACAAACAUUUUUCAAUCUUUCAUUUUACUUAAAAGUUUGGACCAAAAUUUGCUUCUCAGUGGGAUACCAUUAUAAGCAGUGGCAAUCAUGAUUUCUGGAUAUAAUAUUUUAGAUAUCCAAAGAAUAAAAUAACUUUUAAAGGUCCCAAAGUUUAAUACUAAUGUAUGUCAGAACAAUACUUUAUAAUAUUCAUAUUUUCAUUAAGAAUUAAAAUAAAAUCAAACAUUGCUGGCUUGCAGAUUGAUCCCCUUUCAAACUGAGGAUAUAUCUGGUAAAAUAACGUCAAACAGCUCAUAGAAAUCUCCAUGUUCUUUGAAAUGUAUCUUCAGUGCACACUAUUCUUCUUUUCAUAGUUAGACUUCUCUAGGGUAGGGUUCAGGAUUUGCUUUGCACACUACUGGAAUGAGGUGGAGUUGAAAAUACAGUGAAUCUAGGCUGCUACUAUUUGAAGAUGCUUCAAGACUAUUCUAGUAUAACAAAAAAAUGCCUGUGGAGAGAUUAACAUAGCUUCUUCCCUGCAUAAAAAUUAUACAAUUAAAAGGUAAUAGAAAAUUGAUCUGCUGCUCUUAUAAAACUCACCUGAUUCAAAGUGCAGUGUGUAAACAUAUUGAAAGGUAGCAAUAUUGUAAUGUAUACACACUGGCAGCUAAAGAAUAUGUGCACGGUGAAACGGUUUCUGGGUCUGUUAUUUCCUACAUUUUGUAUAUGUCAUUGGUAAGGAAAUAAGAAUUGGAAAUUCAAAUAAUGUUAAACUAAUGCUUUUUCUUAAGUGUAGAAUUGAUUUUUGCCUUGGUUUGAAAUGUAGAAUACUUAUAGCAAUUGUUGAGCAUUUUAACUGAAAACUAGUCUUAAUAAUCAGUAUUUCAGCUUUUUCAUAAGCUGAAUCUAAGACUACUUAUUCUUUCUUUUGUAUCACGAUGUAUUGGUAUAUGUCACAAUGAAUGAACUUAAGCUUCCAAAUGUCAAUUCACUAACUCUACUUCUAGACAGGCUUUAUAUAUUUUAAGGUCAUAUUUGGCAAGCCAACAUUUUCCCUACUUCUGGCAAUGUAAAAGACUUUCCUCCCACCUAUAAAUUUAAUGUUCAGAGGAAAUAAUACUUUUCUGGAUAUUUCUUUGGCAAGCUGGGUUUAUAGCCAUACUUGUUGACAAUAUCUUACAUAGGAAGUAUACCAUUAUACUAUGGCCAAGAAUAUAUUUUUUUAAAAUUCUAUUUUAUACAGCUGGAAGUUAAUCUGAAAGAUGGCUUGUUUUAUUAUGCUCCCUGCUUAAGUUUCCUGCUUUGUAUAGUGUAUUGGGAUUGGUAACUUCAGAUAUGAUUCAUGGAAGUAUAUAGGAUAUUAAAUUGAUAAGAUUAUAAUUAUAGUUGGAAUUUUGCACAAUGUACUAUCACUUUUUCUAUAAAACAAAAUUGUUGGAACUGCUCACUUUUUGUGAAUGGAAUAUCUUUUUCUAUAUAAUUUGAAUUAUUAAAUAGAUACAUUGAAAAUGUGAAAUAGCAAAGUUGUCAAUAUUGCACUUGUAGAAAUAUAUGUGAUUUAAAAUGUCCUUAGUCUUGUUCUCAAUUAUGCUUGCGAUGAAACCCAUAAAUAAAAUGCUAAUUAAAUCUUCAUUUCUGGAAAUGUUUUACUGAAGCUUGUUGUAAUAAAUAAUGUAAUAUCAACUUUAAGAAUCAUAAACUUGAAUGUAUUUUUUGGCCUUAAAAU